CUUUAAUUCUCCUCCGGGGACCACCAAGAGUCUCUCCGUGUUUAUGUCGGUGGGCAUUUAAUCGGUGAUGGUCACUGUUCGCGUCAGCGCUGCGCGAUCAGUCUCGCGGCUCCGCGUUUCUGCGUAAUAUUCCGCUUUUCUCGGGCUCGUUCUCCGGCUAUGCAUCUGCUGUGUUUCUUUGUCCUGCUGCUGUGGAGCGGCCCGGUGCGCAGUUAUUUCCCGGAGGAGCGCUGGAGCCCGGAGUCCGCGUUGCUCGCGCCGCGGGUGCUGCUCGCGCUGGUGUGCCGCAACUCCGCGCACUCUCUCCCGCAGGUCCUCGGCGCCAUCGACCGCCUCAACUACCCCAAAGACCGCAUGGGUGUAUGGGUGGCCACGGAUCAUAACUCCGACAACACUUCCGCUAUCCUGCGGGAAUGGCUGAUCAACGUCCAGAGCUUUUAUCACUAUGUGGAGUGGAGACCACAGGAGGAGCCCAGCGCCUACGAGGACGAGAGUGGGCCAAAGCACUGGACGAAUCUCCGCUACGAGCACGUGAUGAAGCUGCGUCAGGCGGCGCUGGACACGGCCCGAGAGAUGUGGGCCGACUACUUCCUGGUGGUGGACUGUGAUAAUCUGUUGACCAACAGAGACGUGCUGUGGAAGCUGAUGCGCGAGAACAAGACGAUCGUGGCGCCGAUGCUGGAGUCCAGAGCCGCGUACUCAAACUUCUGGUGCGGCAUGACCUCGCAGGGUUAUUACAGGCGUACGCCGGCCUACAUGCCCAUCCGGCGGCAGGAGAGGACGGGCUGCUUCGCUGUACCCAUGGUGCACUCCACGCUCCUGCUGGACCUGAGGAAACAAGCGUCCCGUCAGCUGGCCUUCUUCCCGCCGCACCCCGACUACAGCUGGGCCUUCGAUGACAUCAUCAUCUUCGCCUUCUCCGCGCGGAUGGCAGACGUUCAGAUGUACCUCUGCAACAGAGAGACUUAUGGGUAUUUCCCCGUGCCCCUGCGCUCCCAGAAUACCCUGCAGGACGAGGCGGACAGCUUUCUGCACUCGCAGCUGGAGAUCAUGGUGCGCAAUCCCCCGACGGAGCCGUCCGUCUAUCUCUCUCUUCCUCACAAACAGCCCGAUAAAAUGGGCUUUGAUGAGGUGUUCAUGAUAAACCUGCUGAGACGCUCGGACCGCAGGGAUCGUAUGCUGAGGACUCUCUACGAACAGCAGAUCGAGUGCAAGAUCAUCGCCGCUGUAGAUGGCAAGGCGCUGAACAGCAGUCAGGUGGAGGCGCUGGGGAUCAAGAUGCUCCCCGGAUACAGUGACCCGUAUCACGGCCGGCCGCUCACCAAAGGAGAACUCGGCUGCUUUCUCUCGCACUACAACAUCUGGACAGAGAUCGUGGAUCGAGGACUGAAGACGUCUCUGGUGAUCGAGGACGAUCUGCGCUUCGAGAUUUUCUUCAAGCGGCGCCUGCAGAAUCUGAUGUAUGAGAUCCAGUCUCAGCGGCUAGACUGGGACUUGAUUUACAUCGGACGCAAGCGGAUGCAAGUGGACCGUCCGGAGAAAUCAGUUCCCGGAAUCCAUAACCUGGUGGAGGCGGAUUAUUCGUACUGGACGCUGGGAUACAUGAUCUCGUUACAGGGAGCGCAGAAGCUGCUGCGGGCCGAACCGCUGAAGAAGAUGCUGCCUGUGGACGAGUUCCUGCCCGUCAUGUACAACAAACACCCCAUUGAGGAGUACAUGUCCCACUUCCAGCGACGGGACCUGCGGGCGUUCUCGGCCGAGCCUCUGCUGGUUUACCCCUCGCACUACACCGGCGACCCGGGAUACGUCAGCGACACCGAGACCUCCACCGUCUGGGACAACGAGACCGUCCACACCGACUGGGACCGGGCCAGAUCCCGCAAGAGCCGCGAGCAGGAGGAGCUGAGCAGCGGAGCACAGAACUCAGACGUCCUGCAGUCGCCGCUCGACAGCACGGCGCGAGACGAGCUCUAACACACACACACACACACACGUCCUGCAGUCGCCGCUCGACAGCACGGCUCGAGACGAGCUCUAACACACACACACACACUUCUCCCGGGAGGUUUCAGACACAGGACUGAAGUGAAACAGUGUUUUAUUGGAUGUAGAUUCUCAUGUUCUCCUGAAAUGCUUGACUGGGAGCCGAAACCAUGAGUUUAUUCAUUUGAAAGGGAAUCUCAAGGACAAUCAGUGGAUUAGUUUUAGAUAGUUUGAACCUGAUCUGAGGGGUUUCGUUUAACGCUAGUCCUGGACGAUCCGUUAAAUAUGGAUGAAUACGUGAUUCGUUCCUUUAUUAUCUCACAUGAUUUCAGUGAGCGUGUGUGCAUCCCAGAUUAUGACAUGUUUUUAUCUGAUAGUUUGCUUGCAGACGACUAAUUUAUUGCUUGUUUAGCUCAGUCCUGAUGGACAUUUCCCGAUUCCCGUCAUGUGAACCACACACUCGUGUUUUCCUUUUGUUUUUCGUUUUAUUCUAUUAUUUUCAGUUGCUUUGAGAGAUUUAUAGGGGAAUAGAAAACGAUUAAACUGAAUCAUUUCAAGGCUAUCUAGCAAAGAAACACUUGUGUUGUAAACUAAUGUUUACGUGAUAUUUCAUGUGCUAAUAAGAUUUAUCUGAGUGAAAACUCUUCCGUUUUCUUUUACGUGUUCGUCACACCUGUACGUAACCUGAAUGUGCCUUUUAUACCAAAGAAUAAAGUAUGUUACU
Messenger RNA from Pimephales promelas (fathead minnow), 2707 nucleotides. RefSeq names its product collagen beta(1-O)galactosyltransferase 1b (gene colgalt1b). The record is from RefSeq and is a predicted model, not a curated record. NCBI's taxonomy places the organism in Eukaryota, Metazoa, Chordata, Actinopteri, Cypriniformes, Leuciscidae. Gene Ontology annotation, molecular function: procollagen galactosyltransferase activity.